Messenger RNA from Colletotrichum costaricense, 597 nucleotides. RefSeq lists its product as uncharacterized. The record is from RefSeq and is a predicted model, not a curated record. The transcript is spliced from 3 exons. NCBI's taxonomy places the organism in Eukaryota, Fungi, Ascomycota, Sordariomycetes, Glomerellales, Glomerellaceae. Bases 1 to 597 code for a protein of 198 amino acids.
AUGUGUGUGGUGUACGUACUCCGUAGUUGGUGCAGCCACAAGGUGGCCACCAGGUGGAAGAUGACCGCUUGCGAAAAAUCCGGAAGCCAAUCAAUGCUCCCGCGAAGGAUGGAUGGGAAGCGACGGGCAUCCUGUGAGCCAGAGCCAGAUCUGCUUAGCAUUGAUCCAGUCACCAGCCUGCGAGGCAGCAUCUGCAACAGAAAGGCUGACCGGCCACCGAAGCCCACACUCAUCAACUCCCGGACUUUAUGCAAACAGCUUGCCAAGCGCCACAAAGGCUCCGACGUCAGCUACGAGACCAUGACAAUUACCCUGCUACCAGCUCUACCCGGUGUCAACAGCGUCUUUUUCGACCUCGAACCACGCGGCAUUGAUGAUAGCUGUGGCUCAAAGUACGGGGCUCUGCAACAAGCCAUAGCAUACCACGUCGCUAGACCAGGCCGAAUACUCCCAAGUCACAGGAGGCCUAUGACGAUGGCUCACUCAGUAUCGCUUAGGGAGGGCGAGCGGUGGCAGCAAGAGCACGGAGCAGUCAGUCACCAACAAGGCACCGGGCCUCUGAUUGACAGCGAGAAAGCUGAGAAGGGAAGUAAGUGA